AUGCAAAUUCUGUUGAGUGGCAAGUGUCGCUCGUUUCGUGAUGCCUCUUGGGAUUCGAUAACGGGUCACUGGCUGAUCCCGCUGUCGAAGAGGGGACCUGUCCCCGCGUUGGAUGCACUGCAUCCCUCCAUAGGGUGGCAGCGGGUGUCACCGCGUGCCCCGCCUCGCUACGUCACACCGCGGCCGAGGGGUCGCAAUCAGCGAGCGGGGCCUGCGGACCGACACACCGGGGCCGUCGUCCAGUGCUGCUUGCGCACUGCGCGAUUCAUGCGGGCCUUUUGUGCCCGCGCGAUGUUAUGCUCCGUCCAUCAUGACCCACUCUCGCUGCAGGUGCGUUGGAAAAUGCUUCAGGUUCAUGACUUGGAUCUGUUGCAACGCAUUUUGAAGGAACUGGAGCAAAAGGAGGUGCAGACGGGUGUCCCACGGCAGGAGUUCGUUGAGCCAUCCUUACCGACGCCGGCCCGGCGUCGGAAAUGCAUCUCCAGGGGAAACUCAGGGCAUCAGGCAGACGCCGAGACGGCUCUGCCUUCAUCACCAUGGUCGACCACCACAUCCCCUUGCUCCAGCCUUCCUCCAACCGAACUCCGUGAGAGAUUGGCAGUGGCACCGCGCAUUCCCUUGCAGCUGGAUGGUGCCUUACGCAUCCGACCACCACCCGGCCUUCCAGAGCCCUUGACAGAGGUGGACGCCUCCACCGGAAGCAGCUCGGCCGGCUUUGCCGAGGCACAGAUUGAAGAGAGUCUCAUCGCCACAUCUUGGGAGUGGACAAUUGUGAAUCCAAACGCCAAGUUCAAGGGCAACUGCGGUUGCCCCUUGGUGUCACCACCUUUCGGGGCAGGGUGCCUGGAGGAUCUCCGUGUGAUCUUCUCGCCAGGAGAGAGCUGGGUAAACGCACAGCCCAAGGAUGCUAAAAAGAUGAAAAAGAAGGACGAAGCCAAGAAGGCUUGGCAAAAACUUCCCAAACAUGGAUCGUUGCAAGUAAAGUUCGGAGAACAACCUGGCGUGCAGCGAGUCACACUCUUCUUCCAGAUUGGGGACUCUUAUCGACUUGGUCCCUUCAGUGCCUGCCCCGAGCAUAGUACCUCUCAGGUGUGCGAAUUGACCCAAGAUUGGCGAUCCUUUAUCGACCAGUCCAAGGGCUCCUUGACCAUCCGGGUGGAGGUAACCCAGAGUGGUUGGCAGCUAUGA
Cladocopium goreaui is the source of this 1188-nucleotide messenger RNA. The record is from the annotation of a GenBank genome assembly. NCBI's taxonomy places the organism in Eukaryota, Dinophyceae, Suessiales, Symbiodiniaceae.